Silurus meridionalis is the source of this 1983-nucleotide messenger RNA. It is a transcript of the gene angptl3, whose product is annotated as angiopoietin-like 3. The record is from RefSeq and is a predicted model, not a curated record. NCBI's taxonomy places the organism in Eukaryota, Metazoa, Chordata, Actinopteri, Siluriformes, Siluridae. Gene Ontology annotation, biological process: phospholipid catabolic process; triglyceride homeostasis; phospholipid homeostasis. The transcript is spliced from 7 exons. Bases 89 to 1456 code for a protein of 455 amino acids.
UGGUUUCCCAUUCUGCUGUCUACACCACAGGGAGAGAGACCCAAAGUUCAGAUAAGAUCAGAGAAUACCAACUAGCUGCAGAGUCAAAAUGAAGCUUAUUUGCAUGUUCUUCCUGGGGAGCAUGUGCACCAUUAAUGCGGCCACAGACCCACCGGUACUUCACAAACCGGAACCAAUGGAAGCAAAGUCAAGCUUUGCGAUGCUGGACGAUGUGCGAUUGCUGGCUAACGGCCUCCUCCAAUUAGGGCAGAGCCUGCGAGAGUUCGUGCACAAGACCAGGAGGCAAAUCAAUGAUAUCUUACAGAAGCUGAACAUCUUUGACCGCUCGUUCUACCAGCUGUCUGUUGUGACCAGCGAAAUUAAAGAGGAGGAAGAGGAACUCAAAAAAACGACUUUGAUCCUCAAGACCAACAACGAGGAAAUCCGGAAUAUGUCGCAGGAGAUCAACUCCAAAGUCGAUACUAUUUUGCAGGAACGAGGCCAGCUUCAAAGCCAUGUUGGAAAUCUGGAAGAGAAGCUGCAAGGCCUUAGCCAAAGUGUAGUGCCCUUAGAACAGAUCCAGGAGAUCGCUACUCUGAAGGAUGUGAUCGACACUCAAGAGAAGACCAUAAAAGACCUACUAAAGUCUGUAAGAGAGCAGCAUGACCAGCUCAACUCGCAGAAAAACAAAAUUAAAAGCCUAGAGGAGAAGAUCAAUUACGAUUUUCAAGACACUGCUGAGAAAUUUGCAGAUUCAACCAGAGACGCUCCAAACCUUCUCAAAUACCUGACAAUUAACUCAACCAGUGGCACAGACGAUCUUCCCACCGACUGCAGUGAAGUGUUUAACAGAGGCCAGAGGAAGAGCGGCGUUUACCCAAUUAAACCCAAUACAUCAGAGCCAUUCGAUGUGUACUGUGAGAUCAGUUCAGAAAGAGCAGCCACGGUUAUUCAACGGCGUAUGAAUGGUACAGUGGACUUUGACCAGACCUGGGACAAAUAUGAGAUUGGAUUCGGAAAUCUGGAAAAUGAAUUUUGGCUUGGUUUGGCAAAGAUCUACUCCAUUGCCCGACAGGGGGUCUACAUUCUCAGCAUUGAGCUGGAGGACUGGAAGGAUGAGAGAAGAUUAAUUGAGUACAUGUUUACUCUGGAAGGUCCUGCAUCUCAUUACACCAUCCAUCUGACUUAUCUGUUUGGAAACCUGCCCGAUGCUUUAAGCAACCACACUGGCAUGAUGUUUUCGACUAAAGAUAAGGACAACGACAAUCUCGAUGAGUCCAGCUGUGCUCGCAACUACUCAGGUGGUUGGUGGUUUAAUGGAUGUGGUGGCACCAACCUAAACGGGCGCUUCACCUGGAUGCGGUCCAGGAAUCGUAAUCCACGGAGGAAAGGGAUCUAUUGGAGACCUUCCAAUGGAAGCUCUUACACCCUCAAAUUCACAAAGAUCUCCAUUAGGCCUUCAUCACAGUUCCAGUAAGCCUGACUGAUCAGGCAACUCUCAGCCAAUCAGUGAUGGCUCUGGCUCACACAAACUUCCCCUUUCUUCUAUACUUAGUCCAAAGGUGAUGACUUGACUUUAUAGCAUGAUGCAACAGUUCAUCAACCUGACCUUAACCUUUAAAUGUACAGAUGUUGCAUGUGAACACUUGCUACAGCAUUUUACUUUCUGAACUAUUUAAAAAAUUGCUAGUGACAUUUUAUGCUGAAUUGAAACUAGAUCCUUAUAUACCAAAGCAUCCACAGAAAAUUAGUCUCACAAUCGCAUCCAUGUCACAGUUUUCACUUUCUUGUUUUUAUACUGCAUUAUAACUUAACACCAUAUUUAAGCCAAGUUUAUGUUUUGUGCUAGUCAAGAAACAUGGUUCUCUUUUAUGUUACUGUAUGAGUCAUAUUGACUCCAGGUUACACAAUUUACACAACUGUACAGUAAAUGUUUGUUUACAGAAUGUCCCAAAAAGAAAUCAUGAUUUUUAUAAACGAAAUAAAUGAAUCCACCAAACGACA